CUGCGUGGAUUCCAUAGGUUUCCUAGCAGAUAAUCUGUUAUAUGCCAGUUAGUCGCAUCCAGCAGCUUGUUAAGAACAGUUGACAGUUCACUCUUUGAGAAGUCCAGCUAGAUACUAGUCUUUAAUCAACAAAUAUGGAUGAUGCUGCAGAAUAUACAAAACUGGGAAGAGGCAUGGAGGAACCUCAAGGAUCAAGGUCAGAACAGCCAGGAUCGAGUACUGUUGUCUACACAACGGAAGGCGAUGAACUAACCAUAAAUUGUGAGGUGGAGUCGCAGUCGUCUGGCCAGCGAGAUCAGUGGAGCAAAGGAGUGGAGUUCCUUUUUUCCUGCAUUGCUUUAUCUGUGGGUUUGGGAAAUGUCUGGCGUUUUCCUUUCAUUGCUCUGGAAAAUGGUGGCGGUGCUUUUCUGAUACCCUAUGUGAUAGUACUUCUGCUGAUUGGCAGACCUGUUUACUAUCUGGAGGUGAUCAUUGGACAGUUUUCCAGUCGUGGAUGCAUCAAGGCUUUUGACAUGGUGCCGAUCAUGAAGGGCGUUGCUUAUGGUCAGGUGUAUUCCACUGCUUUGGCUACCACCUAUUACGCCUGCAUUAUGGCUUUGACCAUCAGGUAUUUGGUGGCCAGCUUUAGUGAGGUCCUACCUUGGACCUAUUGUUUGGUAGAGUGGGGCAGCGGUUGUGUGGCCACAGGAGCCACAGCCGCCAAUGACACAUCCAUUGUCCAGGGUAUCUCCUCGGCAGAGCUAUUCUUUACACAAACAGUUCUAAGGGAACCAGAAACCUUAGAUGACACUGGCCUAGGGACUCCCAGCUGGGAUCUGGUGUUGUGCCUCUUCGCCACUUGGGUGAUCAUAGGCACUGUUUUGUCCAAGGGCAUUCGUAGUUCCGGCAAAGCUUCCUAUUUUCUGGCUCUGUUUCCCUAUGUGAUUAUGAUCAUCCUGUUGAUCAGGGCUGUUACUUUGCCAGGAGCUUGGCAGGGAAUUGUCUACUUUUUGAAACCCCAAUGGUCCCAGCUGCUGAAUCCACAUGUGUGGUAUGCAGCCAUAACCCAGAUGUUCUUCUCCUUGGCCAUUUGCUUUGGCACCCUCAUCAUGUACGCCUCCUUUAAUGAUUUCAACAAAAAUGUGCACAAAGAUGUGAUCAUAAUCACCACCAUAGAUUCCCUAACAUCCAUUCUGGCUGGUUGCAUCAUCUUUGGCAUCUUAGGUAACCUAGCUCAUGAGACCAACACCACGGAUAUCUCGCAGGUGGUGAAAGGAGGAGCUGGUCUGGCUUUUAUUUCAUAUCCCGAAGCCAUUGCCAAGUUCAAGUAUCUUCCCCAGCUAUUUGCCGUGCUGUUCUUCUUCAUGCUCCUGAUUUUGGGUAUUGGAUCGAAUAUAGGAAUGGCCACUGCUGUCGUUAAUGUGGUUAAGGAUCGAUUUAACCAUUUACCGCACUGGCUGCUGGCUGUGGGUGCAUCGAUAAUUGGUUUUCUAUGUGGCCUGGUGUACAUGACUCCCGGUGGACAGUUCGUACUGAAUCUCGUUGACUUUUAUGGCUGCACUUUUAUAGCCCUCGUCUUAGCCAUUGCGGAGCUAUUGGCCGUGAGUUGGGUUUAUGGCGUCAAGCGCAUCUGCAGCGACAUAGAAUUUAUGUUGAAUAUAAAAACCAGUUUCUACUGGCGCAUUUGCUGGGCCAUUGUGGCACCUGGCUUGAUGUUCCUGGUCCUGGUGUACAUGCUUCUCAGCUACGAACCUCUGACAUAUCGAGGAGUGCAAUAUCCUCCAGAAUAUUAUAUGGCUGGUUGGAUUAUCUGGGGACUGGGUGUUCUCCAGUUGCCCUUCUGGGCUUUGGUUACGAUUUUCCAGCAACCCGGAAAGACCUUUGGCAGUAAACUGAGAAUGGCCAUGCAACCCACUCCCAAUUGGGGUCCAUUGCAAACCCAAAAGUACGAGGCCUACAUUCUACAUCGGAAACGUGAGGUGGAUUUCAAGAGCCAACGAGGCGGAUACUUGUUUGACAAUAUCUUUGGCUAA
Messenger RNA from Drosophila eugracilis, 2012 nucleotides. Its product is annotated as sodium-dependent nutrient amino acid transporter 1. The coding region runs from base 135 to 2012 and encodes 625 amino acids. Gene Ontology annotation, cellular component: membrane. The record is from RefSeq and is a predicted model, not a curated record. The transcript is spliced from 7 exons. Lineage: Eukaryota; Metazoa; Arthropoda; Insecta; Diptera; Drosophilidae. Gene Ontology annotation, molecular function: L-amino acid transmembrane transporter activity. Gene Ontology annotation, biological process: sodium ion transmembrane transport.